This is a messenger RNA of Xyrauchen texanus (razorback sucker), 2720 nucleotides long. RefSeq names its product protein O-mannosyl-transferase TMTC4-like. Gene Ontology annotation, molecular function: mannosyltransferase activity; protein binding. Gene Ontology annotation, biological process: protein O-linked glycosylation via mannose; endoplasmic reticulum unfolded protein response. The record is from RefSeq and is a predicted model, not a curated record. Gene Ontology annotation, cellular component: endoplasmic reticulum. The transcript has 18 exons. Bases 430 to 2646 code for a protein of 738 amino acids. NCBI's taxonomy places the organism in Eukaryota, Metazoa, Chordata, Actinopteri, Cypriniformes, Catostomidae.
GCGCUGGCAGGAAGUAGAAGACGGGAGAAUGGCUGAAAUAGGGAUCAACCACCAUUUACUCACGUAUUAAACCUCGAUUUUCUCAUUCUCGAUGUUUAGCUUCGUCUUUAAGUGAGGUCGGGGAUUUAAAAACUCUAUUGCUCACCAUCUACACAUCGCAAAACGUCCACGUCGGUGGGAAGACAAUUUUUGUUGACGUUGUUGAGCGCUUUUUUUGUGUCUGCCUGUUUUGACUUAGUAAAGCAUUCGAGUGUGAAUGGUUGAUUCCGAUUCCGUAUCCUUUCGAUGCAUUCUAAGCAUGCAUCUCAGUAUGCAACCAUGCAGCAUAGUACAAUGCAAAUGUGUUGAGAUGAUGACAUUCUAUCCUUACUAACAGAUCUCUCUAUAUUGCAUAGUGGUGGGUCACAAUGUACAGAAACCACAUGAAAGAUGGUGCUGUCUGAGCCUUACUGGGAUCACCACAUCCCCCUGCCAAAACUGGGACCCUUACAUUCCCGGCUGGUCACUGCCUUUGUUGCCCUGAUCUGUUUCAUAAACAGCUAUGACGGGGAAUUUGUCUUUGAUGAUUCAGAAGCCAUCAUCAAUAACAAGGAUUUGAAUCCUGAAACUCCUCUGAGUAACAUUUGGAAAAACGACUUUUGGGGAAGUAACUUAAGUAGCAACUCCAGUCAUAAAUCCUACCGGCCACUGACCGUCCUGACUUUCAGGAUAAACUUCCUCUUGGCUGGUGGAUUGUCUCCAGUUGGCUUCCACGUGCUCAAUAUUGCCCUCCACUGUGUUAUUUCUGUGUUAAUGAUUGAUGUUUUUGCAAUAUUAAUUGGCGGCCUAGCUCACAACGAUAGAGGGGCAAAACUGAAUCUCUCUCCUAAAGCUUCUUUCCUGGCUGCGCUCUUCUUUGCUGCACACCCAGUUCACACAGAAAGCGUGGCUGGCAUUGUUGGCAGAGCAGAUUUGUUGUGUGCCUUGUUUUUUCAACUCUCCUUUCUAGUUUACUGCAAAGCAUUUCAAGGUGGUGAUAAUAAGUUCUCUGUGUUUUGCAUAAUUGGCAGCAUUCUUCUGUGUGCUCUAGCAAUGCUCUGCAAGGAGCAAGGCAUCACGGUAUUGGGAGUGAAUGCUACUUAUGAUAUUCUAGUGGUCUGCAAUCUGAACAUUUAUGAGAUCGCUCACCGGCUGCUGUCCAGGCGAAAGUCAGCUGAUAUUGGUGAGUUAGUGAGGAACGGUUUGCUAGUGAGGUUGGCUCUUCUCUUUCUUGGUGGAUCUUUUCUUUUAUAUGCAAGAUGGAGGAUAAUGGGAACUGGGCCUCCAUCCUUCACAGAGGUGGAUAACCCAGCAUCCUUUGCUGAGAAUGUCAUCCUGAGGAUUGUGAACUAUAAUUACUACUACUCCUUGAAUGCCUGGUUACUGCUCUGUCCCUGGUGGCUGUGUUUUGAUUGGUCAAUGGGCUGUGUGCCUCUGAUUAAAUCAGCGAAUGAUUGGAGGAUCGUCUGGCCUCUUGUUCUGUGGUGCUGUCUGAUAGGCUUGGUAAGCCAAGCUCUGCGCUCGCUGGAGAGUGAUAAAAGGAGGACUCUGACGUUUGGCCUUGUACUGCUUGUAAUUCCAUUCCUGCCAGCCAGUAAUUUGUUCUUCAGGGUGGGAUUUGUGAUAGCCGAACGGGUGCUGUACCUCUCCUCUGCAGGCUACUGCCUCAUUCUGGCCUAUGCUGUGGGCUACUGUAGCUACCAUUGGAGGAAACACAAGAGGCUGCUGAGAGCGGCCACGUUAAUGCUGCUCUGUGUGAAUGUGGCUCGCUCUGCACAGCGCAGUCAACAGUGGAGAUCUGAACAGAGUCUCUUCACCAGCGCCCUGUCUGUCUGCCCUCUCAAUGCCAAGGUGCAUUAUAAUGUUGGCAAGAACCUUGCUGACAGAGGCAACCAGAGUGCUGCAGUCAAAUACUACAGAGAGGCAGUGAGAUUACACCCCAAGUACGUUCAUGCCAUGAACAAUCUUGGUAAUAUAUUAAAGGAAAGAAAUGAGUUACCGGAAGCUGAAGGGCUCCUGUCAGCUGCAGUUCAAAUACAACCUGAUUUUGCUGCGGCUUGGAUGAAUUUGGGUAUUGUGCAGAACAGUCUGAAAAAGUUUGAUGCAGCUGAAAGGAGCUAUUGGAAUGCGAUUAAAUUCAGGAAGAAAUACCCAGACUGUUACUACAACUUGGGACGUCUGUACGCAGACCUGAACCGCAGCGUAGAUGCUCUAAAUGCCUGGAAGAACGCUACCAUGCUGAAGCCUGACCAUAGCCUGGCUUGGAACAACAUGGUCAUACUGUUGGACAACACUGGAAACCUGGCUCAAGCUGAGAUAAUUGCGAAGGAAGCAUUAAAGAUACUGUCAAAAGAUCACACCAUCAUGUUCUCCCUCGCCAAUGUCCUUGGGAAACAGGAAAAAUACAAGGAGUCGGAAGGUUUCUUUCUUAAUGCUUUGAAGAUCAACCCAAAUGUUGCCAGUUGCCAUGGCAAUCUUGCUGUUCUUUAUCACCGUUGGGGAAAACUAGAGUUAGCAAAGAAGCACUACGAACUGUCUCUUCAGCUGGACCCCAAUGCUCCAGGGACCAAGGAAAACUACAACAUGCUGAGACGCAGGCUAGAACAGCGAUACAGGACUGUUGGAUAAAAGUGUUUUUGAUAUCUGCAUGCAACAAAGUAUUUGUAUGGUCUCUAUGUUAAUAAAUUAAAAUUAAAGUUAUG